Molecule: messenger RNA, 6473 nt
Organism: Python bivittatus (Burmese python)
Lineage: Eukaryota; Metazoa; Chordata; Lepidosauria; Squamata; Pythonidae
Source: RefSeq, a predicted model, not a curated record
AGUAGCAGACGGGCGGGAAGGACGGCUUGCGUGCCGAGAGUCCUGCUCGCGGUCCGUCUCCUCCAUCUCAGAGCCAGGUCCUUCCUUCAGGCGGGGCGGCCUCCCGCGUCAGCCCCCUUUUGGGGAGGAAAGGAAGGAAGGAAGUAGGGAGGGGCGGAAAGAACAGAAGCGCAGAGAGGAGCUUCUUCUGUGCUGGGGCGGAGGGGCUGAGCGCGGCGGCAACUCCUCGCGGGAACAAAGAGGCGCGAAAGCGCGAGGGCUGAGGGGAAAGGGGGCACUCCUCGUCUCGCGCCAACGGCCACGGAGAUGAAAGAAGAGUGAAGAGGCAUGGAUAUAACAUGAGUUGCUUAACAUGUUCAGAAAGAAUAUGAAUUAUUUCUCAGUUAACUAGAUAAAAUGGAUGAGUCGGUCUUAUUGGAUCUGUUAGAGUGUCCUGUCUGUUUAGAACGUCUGGAUGCUUCUGCAAAAGUCUUGCCUUGUCAACAUACAUUUUGUAAACGAUGUCUCUUGGGCAUUGUGAGUUCACGCAAUGAGCUUCGUUGUCCUGAAUGCAGGACGUUAGUAGACUGCAGUGUUGAUGAACUUCCUAGUAAUAUUUUGCUCGUUCGACUACUAGAUGGCAUCAAACAAAGGCCUCGGAAAUCUAUUAAUUUAAUGACUUGCACAAAUUCAUUAAGGGCCCAAACUAGCACUAUUGUUAACUGCAUUCCAAAAGAUCUCCAGAGUUCUCAAAGUGUCCAGCAACAGAGAGUACAAGCACGAAGUCCGCCUGUUAGGGGUGUACCUCAGUUACCUUGUGCCAAAGCAUUAUAUAACUACGAGGGGAAAGAGCCUGGAGAUCUUAAAUUCAGCAAAGGUGACAUCAUCAUAUUACGUCGGCAAGUUGAUGAAAAUUGGUAUCAUGGAGAAGUUAAUGGUAUCCAUGGAUUUUUUCCUACCAAUUUUGUCCAGAUAAUUAAACCAUUACCUCAACCUCCACCUCAGUGCAAAGCACUUUAUGACUUUGAAGUUAAAGACAAGGAAGCUGACAAGGAUUGUUUACCCUUUUCAAAGGAUGAUAUUCUGACUGUGAUUCGCCGAGUAGAUGAAAAUUGGGCUGAAGGAAUGUUGGCUGACAAAAUUGGAAUAUUUCCUAUUUCAUAUGUUGAGUUUAACUCAACAGCAAAACAACUUAUUGAACUGGACAAACCCUCAGUGUCUACAGUAGAUUCUGGAGAAGGCACCUCUGGCACAUCCCAUAGCAAUUCAGUGCAAAAGCACACUGAUACAAAGAAGAACACCAAAAAACGCCAUUCUUUUACCUCCCUUACCAUGUCCAAUAAGGCUUCACAGUCUUCUCAGAAUCGUCACUCAAUGGAAAUCAGCCCUCCUGUCCUCAUCAGCUCCAGUAAUCCAACUGCUGCAGCACGAAUAACUGAGCUUACGGGCCUUUCUUGCAGUGCACCUUCUCAGGUUCACAUUAGUACCACAGGACUAAUUGUGACCCCACCACCCAGUAGUCCAGUAACAACAGGACCUUCAUUUACCUUUCCACCUGAAGUCACUUAUCAAGCUGCUUUUGCUGUAAGUAUGCUAUUCAAGGAAAUAUUUACUCUUCAGGACAUUGCAGGAUUGUCUACUAUUUUAUGCUGUAGUAUUAAUCCACCUCUACCACCACCACCACCACCUGUCUUGUCUGCUACAAUAAUUGCCCCAAAUUCUACGUGCCUGCCUUCAGGGGCAGCUCAAAAGUCAACAUCUGCAUUGACUGAGCAAAUAUCACAUUUGAGACCACAGACAAGACCAAGUGUGUAUAUUGCUAUUUAUCCAUACACUCCUAGAAAAGAAGAUGAACUGGAACUGAGAAAAGGUGAAAUGUUUUUGGUGUUUGAGCGUUGUCAGGAUGGCUGGUUUAAAGGAACUUCCAUGCAUACCAGCAAAAUUGGUGUAUUCCCUGGGAAUUAUGUGGCACCAGUUACAAGGGCAAUGACAAGUGCCUCCCAAGCAAAAAUACCUGUAUCUACUGCUGGCCAGACAGGACGAGUGGUGACCAUGGUCAAUGCUUCCACUGCUGGAGGAACAGUGCAAAAGCUUCAGGGAAAUGGUGUGACAGUGAAUUCUAGUACAAUACCAACAGCUGUAGUCUCUGCAGCACACAUACAAACGAGUCCACAAUCCAAGAUCCUUAUGCAUAUGUCUAGUCAAAUGACAGUGAAUCAAGCUCGCAAUGCAGUUAGAACAGUUGCAAUUCAUAGCCAAGAAAGACCGACAGCCACUGUAACACCAAUUCAGACUCAAAAUUCAGCAUGCCUUAUUCCUGCUGUAAUUAUUCCACACCAUUCUGUUGCCUCCCAACAGCUACAACCUCAGUUUUCCAAUGCUGCUGCUUAUAUCACAGCUGUAAAUAUCAACCGGACAAAUGUCCCAUUGGCUUGCACAACUUCUUCAUUAAACUCUCCUAGCACUUCUGUAUCAGUAGAUGGAGAUUCAAGUGGGAAAAUUGUGACUGUUCACACUGGAGCUCCAGCUUCCCCAGAGAAUACAUUGGCUGCUGGAGGUAUUACUACUAUGAGUAAAACAGACAGAGAUGGAAAGAAAGAAAAAAAGGGGUUAUUGAAGUUACUUUCAGGAGCAUCUACUAAGCGUAAACUUAGAGCAUCACCACCAUCAUCACCAACUCUGGAAGUUGAGUCGGCAGCUACAGAACUGUCCCUUCAGGGUGCUGUAGGGCCAGAGGUCCCAUCAACUUCUAGUCAGGGAAGAGCAGACUCCUGCCCCAUGGACAGUGAAACACCUACAUCUGUGCCGGAAAGUACUCACCGCAAAACAAGUUCUGUGGAUUCUAAUAUUCCUAUAGCUCCCCCUCCAAGGCAGCCCUGCUCGUCAUUGGGUCCAGUGUCAAAUGAAUCCAGAUCCGUAGUCUAUGAACGAUACAGAGUAGUGGUAUCCUAUCCUCCUCAGAGCGAAGCUGAACUUGAACUUAAAGAAGGAGAUGUUGUUUUUGUACAUAAAAAGCGUGAAGAUGGCUGGUUCAAAGGCACAUUGCAGCGAAAUGGAAAAACUGGCCUUUUCCCUGGAAGCUUUGUGGAGAGUAUCUAAGAAAACUAAUUUCAAAUAUUUCAACUCUUACAGCACUAUUAAAUAGCACAAAUAUUUUACAAGAGAGAUUGCAGCCAUGGAAGGCUGUAGUAUAAACAAAUUUAUAUUUAUGUUUUUCAGUACCCUACAGCACAAUUCUGCCAGCAAAGAAGACUGAAAUAGUUGCUUUUUUUAUCAUUUUGAAUUCUUGAGUGUAACGUGUGCCUUGUAAUGUCUGAUUUAUCUUCAGAGAAUUUUUAAAGUAUAUAUAUAAAUCAUAAAAGCUCAUUGUUUACAAGGCUGUAACUAAUUUAUUCAUUUUUCUAAACUUGAAUUCUGUUUAAUAGCUAAAGUUUGGUGAUUAUGAUUAACAAGUUAUUUAUAAAAUAAGGAGAAGCUGGAUUCUUUUCUUACAAAAAGGCAUAGUGUCAGAUAGAUGGCUUUUUCCAACUGCGUGUGACAGUGAAGUGAGUUUGUUUUAUGGGUUAAUGUUGGCUGUAAUGAUGUAGUGUCAAAUUGAACCAUGCACACUGGGAUAAAAUGACAUUGUGGAUUUGUUUUAUUUUGGGUGAGAAACUAUCUGUCAAUAGCAAGUCUUAAUGUCUCAGAUAGAAACAUUUCUGAUGAAACAUUUCUAAAAGGCAAUGAUACAGCUGUGCAGCAUUGUUAACAUUUUCAAAGUGAGAAUGAAAUAUAGAAAAUAUGCCAGAAAUUGGGAAUAUCAAAUUUCACUAGCAUCUGUUUGUCAAGUAUUUUUGGAUAUCUGCAAAAUUUUGCUUUGUAGAUUUGGCUAGUUCUUUGAGCACAUAGCAUAUAGAAUAUAAAUGAGUUAAAAUAGGUUUACUGCAAAACACUUGGAAGAAUGGAAAAUAAUAGUGAUAAUUGAUAGGAUCAAAAUUUAAAUUCAAGUUGCACUCAGUGUCUAAAUAUGCCAAGAAAUGUUUGCUUCUUUACCUUUUCAAAGUGAUUUGCAUGGCUGAGAGACAAUUUACCUUGUUUGAGCAAUAGUGGGUAUAAGUAGUACACUUGUGUUUUCAAAGUAAAGGCUGUAAGAACACUGUGACAUUUUUGCUAAUUUUGUAACUAUUGCUACUUUCAUAUGUCUUGAGUUGUCAGUGUCUUGCAUGUAUUAUCACAUUCAUACAGGUAUACAAAACAGUGCAUGACUGACUUAUAGAUUUUAUUACACUGUACUGUUAUGAUGAACUGGAUGUUAAAGCAACCAGUUACCUGCUAGUAUGGAAGCCACUGACCAAAAACUAGUGAGUGAUUGGGUACUAACUGUAUAAAGAAUAUUCUCACUAUUCUGUAUAAUUCCAGCCAUGGAUAUUUUAAAGCAUAAGUGAUUUGGGGAGCAUAUCUUCUACUUAAUUUCAGGCAUUGAACAAGUUUCAAACAUUCAGUUUCCCCUCUCUUAAUAUUUUUGCACUCUUAGUUUGGAAAUAAACUUUGUAAGGAAGGGAAGCUGCCAUAUAACUCCUUUUUUUUUAUCCUCUGCCGAAUAGAACAGCUUGCUCAGAAGCUAUUUCAUCAUAAAACACUGUACAUUGGUAAUAUUCAUCAGCCUUCCAGGGCAUUGGCCUUUGGGAUAUUUUUUCGCAUAUUCAAGACCAAAUCCUAAAAUAGGGGGAAGGGGAAGAAUGAUGGUAUUCUGAUGAUUUAAGGCUUGUGUUACAUCUCUCUCUUCUGAUAAAAUAUUAAAAAGUUAGAACUUCUUUUAACCUAGAAUCUGAUGAGGUGGGGUAGUAGAAAUCUCUUACUCUCCAGUGUCUGCUGAUUUUUCUGGCCAUUAUUCUGCCUUUCAAGUUAGUGGGGGAAGAGACCUAAUAGAGAGGAGCAUAUUAGCAAGAUUUUAAAAAAAACACAAACUUCUUUUGACACUUGUGAAGUCUUUUGAUGCCUUCCCAAAUUGAAUUCUAUUGGAAGAGAUGGAAUUGAAAUAGAUUUUCCUUUAAACCCAUCCUCCAACUUUUGAAGCAGUUUCCUAGGAAGAAAAGGCAAGAGUAAAAAAUAUAUAUAAUUUUCCUUUCCCCCUUAUAUUUAUCUUUGCCUCUGAUCACUCCAAAAAAUAUCAAAUCUUAUGGACUUAGUUGCUAGGAACAGAGUGAGUUUAUAAUAGUCACACUGGACCCUUUAGUGGACUUGGAACUUAUCAGUUAUAUAUUCUGUACAUGAAUCCUGUCAGGAAAAUACAAUUACUUCAAGAUUAUUGGAUAUUCAAGCUAUUAUUACUAUUAUUAUCAGUCAGAUGUCCCAUAAUAUAUGUACAAGAUUGUCUUUAUACCGUUGCUUGACAAUGGCAAUCUUGUUACAUUUAUCUCGCCUAAUUUCUGUAUGAGAGUUAGCUUACUUUGGCAGAUCUCCUCUUCUUUAAGCAUAUGAUAGGAAGAAAUUCAGUAGGCAAUUACCUUGACAUAGAUACACUGCCAGUGGGAAAGAUUGAUCUGUAAAUUUCUGCCUGUUAUGCAGCUGCUAGAGGCUAAGAAUUCUGUUACCAAAAAAGUGGGUAACCUUAAUCUUGGCACCUUCUCCUUAAUAACCAGGAUGUGUGAGUUUUAAAAAAGUCUUGUUCCUUUCAAGAAUGAAACUUGUUUGAUAUUAAUUAAAGGAAAUGCAUGCUGUAUUAAGGUGAAAAAUGCAAAUUAGUUGAUGAAUAACUAAUGAUUUUCAUAUAGAAUACAAAUGAUUUUUUAAAUUUAUAAAUGGGGAGGAAAUAAUUACUAGCUGAAGGCGUUUCUUCCAAUAUCAAGUAGUUUCAUCAUCAUUUUAAUAUAUUGAAAAUGAAAACAUUCCUUAAAUGAUACACUGAACAAUUCAAUUUCUUGUGGAAUUUAAAAAGCUUGGUUUACUUGAAUGUUCAUAUGAUGUACAAACUAUUUGAAAUGAAUUUUAAUAAGGAAAUGCUGGCAUCAACUUUCAUCAGCACAUAUUGACACUUAUGUGUCAAUCUUAUUUUCAUGUAUUAGUAGAUUUAUAUGUGAGAGACUACUACAGAGAAUCUUCUCCAUAUGGUAGCAUACUUGUGUGACACAGGUACCUCUAUUCAUAAGAUUUUAUUAUAUAAUGUCUAUCAAAAAUAUAAAUUAAUAUGAUAGUGUUCUUACAAUAUAAUACAUUUUCUAAUAACUUUUUAAGAAAAUGGAUCAUCUUUUAUUUUAAGGGCUUGUUAUAUAUGGUACAACAAUUUUGAACAAUGCUGUUUUCAUGUCUUGUGACCUUUAAAAAGUUUGUGGGAGUUGGGUUGGUUUUUUGGGUUGUGUGUAAUUGAGUUUAUGAACAAAAAAGCCUUUACACUCAUUUUGGAGUACUUUCUUAAAGAAAUUCUGUGGAAAAUUUUAAUGUCUAUAUUUGAGGUCCAGUGGAUGUUACAUGUUUUUAUCUGUUAAAUUUCAUUCCUAAUAAAUAUUUUCUUAGCA